Trichechus manatus latirostris (Florida manatee) is the source of this 3195-nucleotide messenger RNA. It is a transcript of the gene IER3IP1, whose product is annotated as immediate early response 3 interacting protein 1. The record is from RefSeq and is a predicted model, not a curated record. Gene Ontology annotation, biological process: endoplasmic reticulum to Golgi vesicle-mediated transport. Gene Ontology annotation, cellular component: endoplasmic reticulum membrane; Golgi membrane; COPII-coated ER to Golgi transport vesicle. Lineage: Eukaryota; Metazoa; Chordata; Mammalia; Sirenia; Trichechidae. The transcript is spliced from 3 exons. Bases 57 to 305 code for a protein of 82 amino acids.
UCCCCUGCGGCGGCGAGAGUGGAAGCAGUUGGACCUUAGGGCGGCGCCGGGUGGCCAUGGCCUUUACCCUGUACUCGCUGCUGCAGGCAGCCCUGCUCUGCGUCAAUGCCAUUGCCGUGUUGCACGAGGAGCGCUUCCUCAAGAACAUUGGCUGGGGAACAGACCAGGGAAUUGGCGGAUUCGGAGAGGAGCCAGGAAUUAAAUCACAGCUAAUGAACCUUAUUCGAUCUGUAAGGACCGUGAUGAGAGUGCCAUUGAUAAUAGUAAACUCAAUUGUAAUUGUAUUACUUUUAUUAUUUGGAUGAAGACCAGUGGGGGAAAUGGAGACUCAGAAGAAGAGAUGCCAGCAAAAGUUAUUACUUCGGUCAUGAUUGGAAAAUAGAUACCUUAGCUAGCCAGCCUUGCACUUGACAAAAAUGUAACGCUGACAAUAAAACAAGAGUUCUUAUUUAUCUGAUUUUUUUUAAUGUUGCACUUGUAGUUUCAUUAUAAAAAGAUCAGAUUAAUACAACAAAGACAGUAACUACCCAGGAUUGAAAUAUAUGUUAUAGCUUGUUAAUAGUAGUCCAUGCUGUGGUAAAGAUUGUUAAAGGGUACAAGACUGUCACAUCUAUGUUUGUAGAGAUUUCUAUCUCUCAUUACUCAGGGAUGAAUUUUUUUUCAAAUUUUUAAAGUUGCUUAUGACUUAGCUAUGUUGUGAGAGCAAUUACCCACUGAGAUACAAUUUAAAGGAGUUUUUAAAAGUAAUUAUUAGAUAUAAAAUGAUAAAUAAGUAAUUUGGAUGAGUUUAUUUUGAACUUUUUGGUUAAAUAUUUUGACUAUAGCCUCAGCUAUGAAAAAUUCCAAUUUAUAGUAACUAUUAGGGAGAAAUACUCCCUGAUUUCAGGGAGAAUUCUAACUUUGUAAGUCAGUGAGUCACGUGAUUUGAUGAUUGUGUUUUUGUUUUAAGUACUUUUCAUGAAUUUAUUUUAUUAAUUUUCCUGAAUGAUGAGAUUAGACCAGUAUCUAUGUAUUUCACUGGUAGAAAAACCUGUGUAGAAAAGUCUUUGCCCUUUUACAAUGGUGACUUAUUUUUUAAAGUCAGCAUAAGUGUCAGCCUGCAAGAGCAAUCCUAAAUAAUCACAAUUAAACUUUGCUAUAUAAGAAGAUAAUAUUUAUUGUGAAGCAUUGACUUCCAAAAAAAUUAUCUCAUGUUUCCGUUUCUUGGUGGAGUAACAUAUUAAGGUGUGAUUCUUAAUUUUUUAAUCUAUAUGACAAAAGAGCAUUUAUGCUGGAUAAGUUGUGUUUUGUUGUUUUGUUUUGUUUUUAUGUCUUAGACCAUCUUGUGAGGUUAUUUGCUCUUUCCGUAACACAGUUUUAUGAAAAAAGUUAAAACUAUGUAAAUAGUUUUUGUGGAAAUCAUCAGUUAUAGUAUUUUAGAGGGGUGGAAUGACAUCUUUGUUUAUAGAACAUUUAUAAAUAAAGUUGAAUUUCCAAGUCAAGCAUUUGUCUUUAUACCUUAGUAUAUACCUGUCAGUGUUAACUGAAUUAACCUCCCUUAUAUAACACAUGUAUGUUCUUUGCUGUAAAAUCUCUGAGCACAUAUUUAAUGAAGUAUUUAGAAUCCCUUUUUUUUUCUUUUUUUAAAUGAAUUAACUGAAUUGCUGCCAUACAUCAGGAAGACUCAUGAGGAACUUUUUAUUCCAUGGCUUAAGUUACUUUUAAAACUUUGGAGCAGGUACUGAAUGCCUGUUGGCCAUGCUUGAGCCAGAGACUGAUGAUCCCUGGGCCAUGCAGUUGAACCAAGGAAAUGUACCAGGGAUUCUUACUGGAUUACCUGGCUCAUGUGAGUAACUAAUAUAUUUAGCACCUAGAGGCAGUGUUGUUUUGGCCUGAUGAAAAGCUAAUGCAUGAAUCCAAGUUUAAGCCACCAGAUAGAUUCCAAAGAAGUUAAUUGAGGGUACUCCCAGCUGCAUACAAUGAAAAAAAAAGAGAGAGUGACUUUGGUCUAAUGCCAUUUUCAUGUAAAAGGGACACACCAUGUGUUAUUUAGCGUUGGGACAGUGCCACACUCCACUGGGGAGCAGUCGCAGCAGAGUUUUCCAAAGCAAAGUGGUUUUGAGGAAAGUGAAGCACUGAACAUCUCUGGAUGCCACUUACACAAUUCCAGUUGUAGUGUGCCUGAAGGAGGUCUAUAGGCUUUCCUACUUUAGCCCUGGUUUCCUGGGGCAGUUCUGAUUCAGAGGAGCUUAUUUUAGUAGACAACAAUUAAAGUGUCUGCCCACCUGUCUAGUCCUCCCCCUUAUCAGUUCUCAGGAUUAACAAUGUGUGUUCAUUCUGGAUUCCAAAUAUCCAUGAUGUUUCUGGUCCUUAAGUAUUCUGACCCUGCGUCUGUGUGCCUUUGAGCUGUUGUGAUGGGGCUUGGCUCCAGUGCAUAGGUAUUAACCAAAUUCUUACCCUUAAUCAAGUACACUGGUUUUCAAACUUUGGUUGUUAGCAGCAGAAGCAGAUAAUCAAUGGAAUCUAACACAGAAUGUAAUACUACCAAUAUCUAAAACGAUGAGAGCAGCUCCAUUUAUUUAUUUUUACUUCAGGAAGAUGUGGGGCCCAAAGGCCGACUGCUGAAACUUCACCUCAUUCUCAUCAGGCUUCCUGAGAUGCUGCCACAAAAUGGAAUGUUUCAAAAAUAUGGUUAAAAAUUAUCUUUAAAAAAUAUGUAUAUAUUUCAACUAGGCGUCUAAAUAGCUGAUUUCCAAGUGGCUUUUUUUUCAGUGAUAACAAUGUUAACUUCUUCAAAAGAAAUUGUACAUGACUAUUUUCCUGUUUUUGCUUUUUAUUAAAACUGUGGGGAAAAAAAUUUUAAUCCCUGCUUUAGAUAGAGUAAGAGUAGGCAAUGUGAUCUAUGUUCUCUAGAUACAUGCAAUCACUUUGGUGUAUGUGUGUGUGUACUCAUGAAAUGACUUGAGAGAAAGGAAUAUAUUUGAAUGGUAAAAAGCAUGGGAGGCAGGAUAUUUCUAAUAUGCCAAGCAAACCUUUUACCAUGUGACUUAAGACAAGUAAACUUCCCAGGACCUUGGUUGUUUUUGGUUGCCUCAUCUGUAAAACUGGUUGGUAACUGAGAAUAGACGUUUAGACCAGAUGAUCUAUAUGUAUCUUUUCCAGAUCCCUAACCUUUGAUUCUAGAUGUACCUCAAUCAAAGAGAUGUUCUCCUGAAA